Molecule: messenger RNA, 1243 nt
Organism: Drosophila eugracilis
Lineage: Eukaryota; Metazoa; Arthropoda; Insecta; Diptera; Drosophilidae
Exons: 2
Coding region: 131-1066 (311 amino acids)
Source: RefSeq, a predicted model, not a curated record
GUUACAAGUUCGAAUCUUGACAAGCAGGUUAAAAAGUUGAAAAGCCAAAAAAUUAUUUCGUUCACUAGUAUAAUAAUCCCUAUUCUCAGUUCAACAGGCUCACACAUUUCCGCAAUUCGAACUUCAGACAAUGGCAUUCUACGGCCACGUGACCGACUCCGGGGAAUUAGUCCUGAAAGACGAGUCCUUCACCAGCAGAACUCGCAUCACGCGAUCUUCCUCUUCCAGCGACUCGCCAAAUUCGAUCUCUUCCCCGGACUCGCUCCCCCAAAACACCAGCACACGCACUUACUCCUUAAAGAACCUGAGUGGCAAUCCUUCGCCCCACUCCGCGGGCAACUGGUCGGUCUACGACGGCAUAAAGAAGUCGGACAGCCGGAGCAACUUUGUGCCCUCUCUGUGCCUUGGCUCCCAGGACAGCUCCCUGAACUACCUCAAGCACAUAGAUGGAAUAAAGAUGGAUCGCGAGCCGGAGGCGGCCUUUGAAAGCUGGUACUCAGCGAAGCAGCGGCAGCGCCUGCUGAGGCAGAAGCGACUGAAGCAGAUGCAGGACGCCAACUUGCAGCAGGUGGAGGAGCGCAAACAGCUGGCCCGGAUGUGCUACGACCAGUGGCUGAAGGAUAAGGCUCGCCAGGCGGCGAACCUGCAACUGCAGACACACCUCCAGACUGCUGCCAUGAAGGCCAGCUUUGCUCUGGGAAAGGAUCCCUUGCUGUCCACAUGCUCGUCAUUGGGACCUGGUUCAAAAUCCUCGGCCGCCAGGCCUAUGCGCAAGGUGUCCCAGGACGAAAUCCGCAAGGUCGUGGAAGACUGGUGGCUGAAGAAGCAACGACAGCAGCAGAUGCAGCGCGAGGAGAAACGUCGCACCAUGCUCUCCAAGGCGCUGGAAGAGGAACGGCGCAGGCGACUCUCUCAGAUUGCCUGGGAAAAGUGGAUUAGCAACGUGGACGCGAAGCCCAAGCCAGUUCCCCUAAAUCAGGGCCUGGACUCUCUGCGAGGCACCAUUUCCCAGCUUUACGUUAACCCCACACCCUGGAUGGAUUCUCAAAAGCCCCGGCCACAGUGAACCCAUCCACUCAGACUAUCUUUUGUCGAUGCAAGCCUUUUCAGUGUUUCAAAUGGUCCACAAAAUAUAAAGCCAGUGUUGUAAGCUGAUCCGAAAAGCGAAUCAAGCAGGGUGAAGUUACGAAAAUUAUUAAAAUGCAUGUCUGUGACACAAAAUGUUGCGUCAUUCUUCAGUUUC